UUGGCUACGCCCGCUGGUUGGGGGUUGGAGAAUAGUCACGGCUGCGUGGGGUUCGCCUUGUGACACAAUUAUAACAACUUUGUGCGAGUGCUGGCGAAGUUUGUGAUUGUAAGAAAUUUUCCUCUGUUUUCCAACAACUGCGGCUUCCGCCCUCCCUGCAGUUUCUAGCCGCCCCGCGAUGUGAUCCGGAAACCGAGCCCCGCAGUUCCGUAAACCAGUUGCUUUCACCUUUACUUGGGUUUUUCAUUUCUGCCCCGGCGGCGGCGGCAAAGUUGGCGUCACAGUCUUACGCGGCGAUUGAGGGCGUCUUUUCAAGCUCGGGAUUGGAAGUGGAGUAUCUACGUGAGAGUUAUAAAUUUGUUGCGUUUCCAUGAAAUCUUUCGGAGUGUCGCUUGCCACCGCCGCUGUUGACUUAAGUGAUGAGGAAAAGAAAAUGGCGGCGAGAAAAGCGAGCGGCGAGGGAGACGAGGGAUCCCCCAGUCUGACAGCGGAGGAGAGGGAGGUGCUUGGUGGAUUGGACAGCCGUCUCUUCGGGUUCGUGAGCUUUCACGAAGAUGGCGCCAGGACCAAGACUCUUCUGGGCAAGGCUGUUCGCUGCUAUGAAUCUUUAAUUUUAAAAGCCGAAGGAAAAGUGGAGUCUGAUUUCUUUUGUCAGUUAGGUCACUUCAACCUCUUAUUGGAAGAUUAUUCAAAAGCAUUAUCUGCAUAUCAGAGAUACUACAGUUUACAGGCUGACUACUGGAAGAAUGCUGCCUUUUUAUAUGGCCUUGGUUUGGUCUACUUCUAUUACAAUGCAUUUCAUUGGGCAAUUAAAGCAUUUCAGGAUGUGCUUUAUGUUGACCCUAGCUUUUGUCGAGCCAAGGAAAUUCAUUUACGACUUGGGCUUAUGUUCAAAGUGAAUACAGACUAUGACUCUAGUUUAAAGCAUUUUCAGUUAGCUUUGAUUGACUGUAAUCCCUGUACUUUGUCCAGUGCUGAAAUUCAAUUUCAUAUUGCCCACUUAUAUGAAACUCAGAGAAAGUAUCAUUCUGCAAAACAAGCAUAUGAACAACUUUUACAGACAGAAAACCUUCCUGCACAAGUAAAAGCAACUGUGUUGCAACAGUUAGGUUGGAUGCAUCAUAAUAUGGAUCUAGUAGGAGACAAAGCCACCCAAGAAAGCUAUGCUAUUCAGUAUCUCCAGAAGUCAUUAGAGACGGAUCCUAAUUCUGGUCAAUCUUGGUAUUUCCUUGGAAGGUGUUAUUCAAGUAUUGGGAAAGUUCAGGAUGCCUUUAUAUCUUACAGGCAAUCUAUUGACAAAUCAGAAGCAAGUGCAGAUACGUGGUGUUCAAUAGGUGUACUCUAUCAGCAGCAAAAUCAGCCUAUGGAUGCUUUACAGGCCUAUAUUUGUGCUGUACAAUUGGACCAUGGGCAUGCAGCAGCCUGGAUGGAUCUAGGCACUCUGUAUGAAUCCUGUAACCAACCUCAGGAUGCCAUUAAAUGCUACUUAAAUGCAACCAGAAGCAAAAGUUGUAGUAAUACCUCUAUACUUGCAGCAAGAAUUAAGUUUUUACAGGCUCAGUUGUGUAACCUUCCACAAGGUAGUCUACAGAAUAAAACUAAAUUACUUCCUAGUAUUGAGGAGGCGUGGAGCCUACCAAUCCCCGCAGAGCUUACCUCCAGGCAGGGUGCCAUGAACACAGCACAGCAGAAUGGUUCUGAUAACUGGAAUAGUAGUCAAACUGUUUCACAUCAUCCAGUACAGCAAGAAGUUCAUUCAUGGUGUUUGACACCACAGAAAUUACAGCACUUGGAACAGCUGCGUGCAAAUAGAGAUAAUUUAAAUCCAUCACAGAAACUGGUGCUGGAGCAGUUGGAAAGUCAGUUUGUCCUAAUGCAGCAACAAAUGAGACAAAAAGGAUUUGCUCAGGUACAAACUGCUGGAAUUCAUAAUGGGCCAAUAGCUGAUUCAUCACUGCCUACAAACUCUCUCUCUGGCCGGCAACCACAUGCUGCUCUGACCAGAGUACCUAGAGUCUCUCAGCCUGGAGUUCACUCUACUUGUCUUGAAAAGCCUUUGUCCAAAGGACCUUUUUCUGCAGGCUAUAUUCCUUGUGGUACAUCACAAACUCUAGGGAGUACAGACACUAUCUUGGUAGGCAAUAAUUAUGUAACAGAAAGUGGAAGUAAUGGAAAUGUGCCUUACCUGCAGCAAAACACACUUACUCUACCUCAUAACCACACAAACCUGACCAGCAGCACAGAAGAGCCAUGGAGAAAACAACUAUCUAACUCCGCUCAGGGGCUUCAUAAAGGUCAGAGUUCACAUUUGGCAGGACCUAAUGAUGAACAACCUCUGUUUUCCACUGGGACUUCCCAGUAUCACCAGGCAGCUAGCACUGGUAUUCAGAAUCAGAAUGGACGUUGCACUCUGCCUAGUAAUUCAUUACCACAGAGGGAUGCUGUCAAUCAUCUCUCCUCUCAUAUUGCUACCUCAGGUGGACAACAAGGCGUUACCUUUACCAAAGAGAGCGAGCCUUCAAGAAAUAGACCCUUGGUGCCUGAAACAAGCAGGCAUGCUGGAGACACAUCUAAUAGCUGUGCUGAUGUCAAAAGACUUUCUAAUCAUGUUCAUCAGGUGAUGGCAGAUGCUGUUUCCAGUCCUAACCAUGGAGAUUCUAUAUCACCAAAUUUAUUAUUUGCAGACAAUCCUCAGCUCUCUGCCUUGUUGAUUGGAAAAGCCAAUGACAAUGUGGGUACUGGAACCUGUGACAAAGUCAAUAAUAUUCACCCAGCUAUUCAUACAAAGACUGAUAAUUCUGUUGCCUCUUCACCCUCUUCAGCCAUUUCCACAGCAACACCUUCUCCAAAAUCCACUGAACAGAUAAGUGUUACCAGCCUUAACAGUCCUCACAGUGGAUUACACACAAUUAAUGGAGAAGGGCUGGAUAACUCACAGAACUCUGCAAAAGUAGACCUGCCUCUACUUAGCCACAAAUCUACUCCUCAGAUUAUACCAUCAAUGUCUGUGUCCAUAUACCCAAGUUCAACAGAAGUUCUGAAGACAUGCAGGAAUCUAGGCAAAAAUGGCUUGUCCAAUAGUCGAAUUUUGUUGGAUAAAUGUCCUCCUCCAAGACCGCCAACUUCACCAUACCCUCCCUUGCCAAAGGACAAGUUGAAUCCACCCACACCUAGUAUAUAUUUGGAAAAUAAGCGUGAUGCUUUCUUUCCUCCAUUACAUCAAUUUUGUACAAAUCCAAAAAACCCUGUUACAGUAAUACGUGGCCUUGCUGGAGCUCUUAAGUUAGAUCUUGGACUUUUCUCUACCAAAACUUUGGUAGAAGCUAACAAUGAACAUAUGGUAGAAGUGAGGACACAAUUGUUGCAACCAGCAGAUGAAAACUGGGAUCCCACUGGAACAAAGAAAAUCUGGCGUUGUGAAAGUAAUAGCUCUCAUACUACAAUUGCUAAAUAUGCACAGUAUCAGGCCUCCUCCUUCCAGGAAUCAUUGAGAGAAGAAAAUGAGAAAAGAACACAACAUAAAGACCAUUCGGAUAAUGAAUCCACAUCUUCAGAUAAUUCUGGAAGGAGAAGGAAAGGACCUUUUAAAACCAUAAAAUUUGGGACCAACAUUGACCUCUCUGAUAACAAAAAGUGGAAGUUGCAGUUACAUGAGCUGACUAAACUUCCUGCUUUUGUGCGUGUCAUAUCAGCAGGAAAUCUUCUAAGCCAUGUUGGUCAUACCAUACUAGGCAUGAAUACAGUUCAACUACAUAUGAAAGUUCCAGGGAGCCGAACACCAGGUCAUCAAGAAAAUAACAACUUCUGCUCUGUUAACAUAAAUAUUGGACCAGGUGAUUGUGAAUGGUUUGUUGUACCUGAAGAUUAUUGGGGUGUUUUGAAUGACUUUUGUGAAAAAAAUAAUUUGAAUUUUCUAAUGAGUUCUUGGUGGCCCAACCUUGAAGAUCUUUAUGAAGCAAAUGUUCCAGUGUAUAGGUUUAUUCAGCGCCCUGGAGAUUUGGUCUGGAUAAAUGCAGGCACGGUGCAUUGGGUUCAGGCUAUUGGCUGGUGCAACAACAUUGCUUGGAAUGUUGGUCCACUUACAGCCUGCCAGUAUAAAUUGGCAGUGGAACGGUACGAAUGGAACAAAUUGCAAAGUGUCAAGUCAGUAGUACCCAUGAUUCAUCUUUCCUGGAAUAUUGCACGAAAUAUCAAAGUCUCAGAUCCAAAGCUUUUUGAAAUGAUUAAGUAUUGUCUUCUGAAAAUUCUGAAGCAGUGUCAGACAUUGAAAGAAGCUCUCCUUUCAGCAGGAAAAGAAGUUGUAUGGCAUGGACGGACAAAUGAAGAACCAGCUCAUUACUGUAGCAUUUGUGAGGUGGAAGUUUUUAAUCUGCUUUUUGUCAGUAAUGAAAGCAAUAUUCAAAAGACUUACAUAGUACAUUGCCAAGAUUGUGCACGAAAAACAAGUGGAAAUCUGGAAAAUUUUGUGGUGCUAGAACAGUACAAAAUGGAGGACCUGAUGCAAGUCUAUGACCAAUUUACAUUAGCUCCUUCAUUAUCAACCACCUCAUCUUGAUAUUGUUCCGUGAACAUUAAAUGAGACCUUUUCUGCUCUUCAGGAAAUUUCUGCACCACUGGUUUUAUAGCUGUCUCAUAAAACUGCUGACUAAAAACUAUGUCUAUGCAACCUUCCAAGAACAGAGUGUGGAGCAGUUGGACAGAGCACUGCCUCUAUUCCAAGACUUACAAAGCUGAUCCAAUUUUACAUCAGAAAAAUAAUAGUAAUCAUAUAUUUUGUGUAUAUAUGACAAAAUCAUCAAUGUUAUACAGGCUAUUAACUUGAAGACAGCCUUUUUAAUGAUAAUUUAAUUCUGGGAUGAUGAGUUAAUUUUCAUGUGUAUUUUACUCCUUCAGAAUUUUUCUGGGGAAAAAAAUACUGUCCUAGGUGGUCAUUUCUUUGUAAGAUAGUUAAGGAAUUUAAAUCUUUCUUUGGUCAAUUUUUUUUUAAUGUGAAAAACUAAGAAAGUUUUUUUAUGCUUUAUGUUUUUCUGUGUUGUUUUGAAACCAUGGUGAUUACACUUGUGGUUCUGAAAUAAAUUUUAAAAAAAUUCAUGGCCAAGAUACAAAGAUAAUGGAUUGCACAUAGACUAAGAAAUAAACUUCAGAUUUGUGACUUUUGUUUCUAAUCUUGAUACGAUUUACACUAUUUAUAAGUACAUAUUUAUUGCUUGAAAGAUAUUUGUGAAUGGAAUGUUGUUAUUUUUUCCAGACUUACCUGCCAUUAAAUACUAAGGAGUUCUGUAAUUUUAAGCACUACUCCUAUUACAUUUUCUAUGUGUAAAUAAAACUGCUUAGUAUUGUACAGAAACUUUUAUUAAAAUUGUUUAAUGUUUAA
Molecule: messenger RNA, 5374 nt
Organism: Lemur catta (Ring-tailed lemur)
Lineage: Eukaryota; Metazoa; Chordata; Mammalia; Primates; Lemuridae
Product: histone demethylase UTY
Exons: 29
Coding region: 371-4555 (1394 amino acids)
Biological process (GO): heart development; regulation of gene expression
Cellular component (GO): MLL3/4 complex
Molecular function (GO): histone H3K27me2/H3K27me3 demethylase activity; RNA polymerase II cis-regulatory region sequence-specific DNA binding; protein binding
Source: RefSeq, a predicted model, not a curated record